Mollisia scopiformis is the source of this 2078-nucleotide messenger RNA. Its product is annotated as AAT family amino acid transporter. The record is from RefSeq and is a predicted model, not a curated record. Gene Ontology annotation, biological process: amino acid transmembrane transport. Gene Ontology annotation, cellular component: membrane. Gene Ontology annotation, molecular function: amino acid transmembrane transporter activity. The transcript has 4 exons. NCBI's taxonomy places the organism in Eukaryota, Fungi, Ascomycota, Leotiomycetes, Helotiales, Mollisiaceae. The coding region runs from base 104 to 1921 and encodes 605 amino acids.
GCCAUACCUAGAAAAGAAGGACCCUAGAUUUUAUUUCCUACCCUUUACUCUAUUCUUCUUGUCCGCACAUCUUGCCUACCAAAUCACACAAACAUCCAGCAAGAUGGCGGAUGCAGACCUAGCUCUCCAUGACGACGUCGAGAAAAUAGCUUACAAAAGCGAAAAGCGCUCAGACGAGACAUCUCCACCUGGAUACGACAAAGAAGCCCAAAUUCGACGAGGCAGCGUAACGACACACCACGAUGGCUUCUUCUCUGCCUUUACGCUGGAAAGCUUCAAGCGAAACCCAAAUGCGAGAGUUGUUACGGAAGCAACUGAUAUUGAAGGCCGUCCACUGGCUGAUCAACCGCCUGCUGAACCCGCGUUGGCUAUGAAGCUUAAACCCAGGCAUCUGCAGAUGAUUGCUAUUGGGGGUUCCAUUGGCACGGGUCUCUUUGUCGGUUCCGGGUCGGCCCUAGCUACUGGUGGCCCGGCCUCACUCAUAAUUGCAUAUGGUCUGAUUGGUGUUAUGUUAUACUGUACGGUCCACGCGCUAGGUGAAUUGGCUGUUGCGUUUCCGAUUGCGGGUGCUUUCUCGGUUUAUUCGAGUCGGUUUAUUGAUCCUGCUUGGGGUUUUGCUAUGGGCUGGAAUUAUGCCCUCAAUUGGCUUGUCACUCUCCCUCUUGAACUCACGGCAGCUUCAAUCACGGUCUCCUUCUGGCCUGGUGCAAAGGACGUCAGUCCCGCGGCUUUCGUCGUCAUAUUCUGGGUUGUGAUUGUCGCUAUCAACUUCUUCGGCGUACGCGGCUAUGGAGAAGCAGAAUUUGUCUUCUCUAUCAUCAAAGUCAUUGCAGUCAUAGGCUUUAUUCUUCUCGGCAUUAUCAUCGCGGCAGGAGGCGUACCAGGCAGUCCGCAAGGCUACCUUGGAGCGCAUUAUUGGUAUGAUCCUGGGGCAUUCAAUCAUGGGUUUAAGGGCCUUUGCUCGGUUUUCGUGACUGCUGCUUUCUCGUUUGGUGGAACUGAGUUGGUGGGGUUGACUGCUGCGGAGACGGAGAAUCCCCGCAAGUCGUUGCCAAAAGCUGUUAAGCAGGUGUUUUGGCGUAUUACUUUGUUCUAUAUGGUGUCACUUACCAUCGUCGGCUGUUUGGUUCCAUACAACGACGCAGACCUCUUGAAUGGUACCGGAAGCCAAGAUGCUAAUGCCUCACCCUUCGUUAUCGCCGUCAAGAAUGCCGGAAUUUCAGUGGUGCCUUCAAUCAUGAACGUCGUAAUCCUCAUCGCUGUCCUAAGCGUAGGCAACUCCUCCGUCUACGGCUCCUCUCGUACGAUGGCCGCUCUCGCAGACCGCGGCCAAGCCCCUAAAAUUCUCGGCUACAUCGACAACACUGGCCGUCCGCUGGUCUCCAUCAUCGUCGCCUCAACCAUUGGUCUCCUCUGCUUCAUCGUCGCGGCCGGCACAGCUACGAGAACUCAAGCUUUUAACUGGAUGCUAGCUAUCUCUGGUCUCAGCUCGAUUUUCACCUGGGCUUCUAUCUGUGCUUGCCACAUCCGCUUCCGCCACGCAUGGAAAUACAACGGCCACACACUCUCCGAACUAGCAUUCACCUCUCAACCAGGCUACUACGGCUCUUGGAUCGGCCUCAUAAUGAACAUUUUAAUCCUAAUAGCACAAUUCUGGACUGCGGUAUGGCCAGUGGGCUAUGCUUCAGACACUCCGUCGGAAAUUGCGCAGGGCUUCUUCGAGGCGUAUCUCGCGAUGCCGAUUGUUAUUCUGUUUUAUGUAGUGUUUAAGGUGGUGAAGAAGACGAAGUUCAAGAAGUUGAGGGAUAUUGAUGUCACGAGUGGGAGGAGGGAGAUGGAUUUGCCGGCGAUCUUGGCGGAGGAGAGGGCGAUUCAAGCGACGUGGCCGUGGUGGAAGAAGUGGUGGAAUAUUGCUUUCUAAAGUUGAUGUGCUGGAUUGUUGGUGUCUUUUAGGGCACACUGUACUUAUGCUUGUGUGAUUCCGGAGCAACUUGUUUAGUCUUUUCUGAAGUUUGGUGAGGAGAGCCACGCCCAACAAGAGGUGUCGUCACGAACAUUUAGGGCCACGGAAGUACCAG